UAGGAUCAAGAAGAAGAUGUGUUUGUUAUUAUCAUAGGCUGUCAUUUAUUUAAUUUGAGGUUAUUAAUUUUUACUGUUUCAAGCCGCGUUUUUCCCCGAUGGCUAACCAGGAUUUAUUGUCAGACCAAGGCUUGCGUCUAGACGGUCGAAGAGCACACGAGCUUCGCCGAAUUCGUUGUAAACUAGGAGUUUUCAGUCAGCCAGAUGGCAGCGCCUACUUGGAACAAGGCAACACCAAGGUCCUGGCCGCAGUAUACGGUCCUCACCAGGCACCAGGAAAGAAAAGCAACCACAGUGAGGUAAUCGUCAACUGCCAGUACAGCAUGGCCGUCUUCUCCACGGGUGAACGAAAAAAUCGUCCGAGAGGCGACCGCAAGUCGCAGGAAAUGACCAUACACUUGCAGCAGACAUUGCGCGCAGCUAUCAAGACUGAACUGUACCCAAGAUCACAAAUAGACGUGUUCAUAGAAGUGUUGCAGGCAGAUGGGGGUAACUACUGCGCCUCAGUUAACGCUGCUACUCUGGCUCUCAUUGAUGCGGGCAUUUGUCUUAAGGAAUAUGUUUGUGCAUGCACAGCAUCAUUAGCCAAUGGGAACGUUCCACUUAUGGACGUCUCGCACUUGGAGGAAGUUUCAGGUGGAGCCACACUUUCAGUCGCAUCGCUGCCCAGUUCAAAUAAAAUUGCUUUCAUGGAAAUGUCGCAGCGAUUUCAUCUGGACCACCUGCCCAAAGUGCUGGACCACGCACUGCAAGGUUGUCAGCAAAUUAUGAGCAUCCUCGACAAGGCUGUACGCGAGCACCUUGCGCUGGUGGGGUCGGCGUCCGAUUGGGGCAAUAUCGCAAAAUAAAACACGGUUUCCCUAA
This is a messenger RNA of Hermetia illucens (black soldier fly), 864 nucleotides long. RefSeq names its product exosome complex component RRP41 (gene Ski6). The transcript has 4 exons. The coding region runs from base 99 to 848 and encodes 249 amino acids. The record is from RefSeq and is a predicted model, not a curated record. Gene Ontology annotation, cellular component: cytoplasmic exosome (RNase complex); nuclear exosome (RNase complex); nucleolus. Lineage: Eukaryota; Metazoa; Arthropoda; Insecta; Diptera; Stratiomyidae. Gene Ontology annotation, biological process: rRNA catabolic process; U4 snRNA 3'-end processing; poly(A)-dependent snoRNA 3'-end processing.